Molecule: messenger RNA, 3308 nt
Organism: Lates calcarifer (barramundi perch)
Lineage: Eukaryota; Metazoa; Chordata; Actinopteri; Centropomidae
Product: interferon-induced protein 44
Exons: 8
Coding region: 228-1076 (282 amino acids)
Source: RefSeq, a predicted model, not a curated record
GACUCAGUCAUGAGAAUAUUUUAAUAGAUAAAUGUUCUUUUUGUUAAAGUGUCUGUGGUGAAAAGAGACUGAGGACAGUGUCAGGUGUUUUAUUAAAGUGAAACUAAGAACAGGAGUGGUUAAUUUCAUACUGAUUGUGACUGACUAGAUUUUAGUAGAUUUACUGCUCCUGUCUACAUUCUCAGUCAUAAGACAGAUUCUUUUCAGCACAGCACAGCUCAGAGUAAAUGGGAGGGAAGAAGUCUAAACCUGCUCCACUUCUUGAUUUGUCAUGGAGGAAAAUAAACUGGGGAGACAAAAAGGGAGCUCUGGAGUACAUCAACAACUACAAACCUCAGACUGAAGGUCAGCAGCUCAGGAUUCUUCUUCAUGGUCCAGUUGGAGCUGGAAAGUCCAGUUUCAUCAACUCGGUCCAAAGCGUCUUGAAGGGCAGAAUGUGCACACUGGCUUUGGCAGACAACACCACUCACGGCUGUUUCACCAAACAGUACACAACCUACAAGAUCCAAAAAGACAACUCAGAGACUUUCUAUCCUUUUGUCUUCAAUGACAUCAUGGGCCUGGAUCCACAGAGAGGUGUCCUAGUGGAUGACGUCAAACUGGCUUUCACAGGACAUGUAAAGGAAGGUUAUGUGUUCAAUCCUGAAUCUAAACUGUCAGAGGGAAAUGAGUUCUACAACAAAUCUCCAACUGUCAACGACAAAGUGCAUGUUCUGGUUUGUAUCGUUCCUGCUGACACAUUAUCUUCAAUGAGCGACGAAACUGUGCAGAAACUUCGGGACAUCAGAUUGGAAGCCAGUCGUCUGGGGAUUCCUCAGGUCACCGUUCUCACCAAAGUUGAAGAGGCCUGUCCAGAGAUCAAGAGAGAUUUAAAGAACGUCUACAGAAGCAUAAUCCUGAAGGAGAAGAUGGAGCAGUUCAGUGCAGAUGUGGGUAUACCCAUGAACUGCAUCUUUCCUGUCAGAAACUACUAUGAAGAAAUUGACCUCAGUGAUGAUACUGAUGCUCUAAUCCUGAGCGCCCUGAGACGUAUCAUCAACUACGGAGGAGACUUCUUCAACAGGAAAACUGUGUAGGAUUUGCUCUUCUGUUGACUCUGUCAUCUGUCUGUAAAAUAUUUUCCUGGAGAAUCUCUUGAGUUUAUAUGUCAUGAUUGACAGAAAGAUUUUAUCUGAACUUUAUCUGACAUUAUUCAGAGUGUAACUCACUAGCUUUGACUGCUGAAUGAGGGCAGAUCAGAUUUACUGUGACAGUGAGGUUAUUGUAACUGGACUGCAGCUGUAAUCCGUCAGAAAUACACGAGCAGUAUGUAUUAUCAGGCAGCUCCAGCAGAGGGCAGCAUGCUGUUAUUUUCUGGUGGUUAAGUCUACAUCUUCAUCGUCUUCAUCAAAGCUUCGCAAAUUAGCAGCUCCAAGUGGGAACACACACCAGUCUGUUACAUACUUAAAACCACUUGAUUAUAGUCAAACAUGCUGAAUUUUGUCCUUAAAAGCACAUUGAUUUCUGUAUCUUAAAUAAGGAAAAUACAUUGGCUGUUUUAGGUGAAUGCAUAAGAACAAAAAUACUAAAAUGAAAUGACAGGUUUUGAUUGUCAUCAGUUAUAUGUCAUUUUCUGUAAGGUUGAACCUCUGAAUUCAGUUAAGGAGCUGAUUUAUUGGAAUAUAACCCAACUUUUCAUUGGUGGAAAGCAACAAAAAACUAAACAAAACAAAAAAAAACUUAAAUUAAAAAAAUCCAAUUUUUCAACACUGAUGUAUUCAUUUAUCAUCAAACAGCAGAAAACAUCUUUUUCGGUUUUUCAGAAGGACUGAUGAAAGAGACUAUCAACUGGAAAAUACACUGUGUAAAGGAAGCUUGAAUAACAGAGGGUUGGAAAUGGAGGGAAUCGAGCUCUGUCUGUUGAAGGUGUGGGGAUAAAUGUUUCGGGGCUGAAAACCCGUCUCGAGACCAGUUUGGGCUCCGUACGUCAGUCUGACCCUGAUUCUGAACAGCCCUGAACGUCAUUCUGCGUGUGCAGCUCGGUGUUUGGUGUUUGCUGUGUGCGUGGCGUUUUCAGCAGCAGAGCAGAACACAGUGUUUUCAUCAGUGUGUUUCUGAGAGCUGCUGCUGCUUUCUGACCCAGUUUCCCUGCUUGACUUGACUGGGUUGUUUCCAGUGCUGCUGUGGGAGGUCCCUGCUGGGUCCCCUUCACAAACACAAACACAGCUCACUAUGCUCUCUCAUGUGUAGGCAACGCUUCCCUUUCUGACCGUGAAAUUCUGCAGUAAUCUAAGCAGCGUUCACAUAUUGUGACUGCAGUGAAUUUUAUCUAAUCCAUAACACCAACUAACCUCGUUAUUAUUUAUGUCCUGAAUACACAGUCACGAAAUCUUUAAAAGGUUGAUUUGAAUAUCUCUGUUUGAUUGCACAUCAUGUUGAUUUUAUUCAGAGCAGAACAUCAGUGACUGCAUUUCCAACCCUCCUGUUUUUAUGUUCAGUGGAAAUGGUGGAAAUUUGAAGAUAAGUGCAAAUAUCGCAGAAAGGUUUUUAUACUUGGCUGAGGUGAAGUUGAUGUAUCAAAAAAUCUUGGCGUAAAUGAAGCGUAAAUGGCGUUGACCAAACUCCCCAGAUCCCAGUCUGAUCCUGGAUCUGAAGGUCCCCCUUGUGCUGCCAAAAACAGCUCUGACCCAUUGGGGUGUGGAUAUGGGACCUGUGGGGGUGUUCUGUGGAUCGUUUGAGCUCUGUAGGUUGUGGGGUGGGGCUUGUUCUGGAUCAACCCACAGAUGCUGAAUCAGAUUGGGAUCUGGGGAGUCUGGAGGCCAGGUCAACACCUUCGGCUCUUUGUCGUGUUCCUCCAGACAUUUCUGAGCAGUUUUUGUGGUGUGGGGGGAGCACUGUCCUGCUGGGGGAGGCCCCUGACAUUGGGGAGUGCUAUUGCCAUGGGGGGUUGUGCUUGGUCUACAACAGUGUUUAAGUGGAUGUUAUGUGUCAAAGUAACAUCCAGAUAAUUGAAGGAGCCAAGGUUUCACUGUGCCCGGUCUGGUUCCUCUCUUCAGCUCUUUAGAAAAAGGUUCAGGACUUCACGAACCAGGACAUUCAGAUUAAGUCUAAAUAAGCACUGAUUGGUUUAUGAAGAUACUGAAUAUAAUGAAUAGAUUUUUAGUUUAGAGCCUCUGUUUUACCAUCAACCUGUUCAAGGAAUGGUGAUGGAAAUUUGUCUUUUUGGCAAAAUCUGGCAUUUACAUCCCACUCAUGUCUCUGUGUGUAAAUGUAAUAAUAACACUGGGUGCUGGGUGUUUACCUGUCCAACAAUAAACUAGUGAAUCAAA